AUGGAUCCUAGUGUCCUGCUCAUUCUCACCCUUCUCCUGGGCUACUUAGUACUCCUGGUCAGAGGUCACUCAAAGGGUCAUGGCCGACUCCCACCAGGACCAUCUCCUUUGCCCUUCUUGGGAAACCUUCUGCAGAUGGACAGAAGAGGCCUCCUCAAUUCCUUCUUGGGGUUUCAAGAAAAGUAUGGAGAUGUGUUCACAGUAUACCUGGGACCAAGGCCUGUAGUUAUGUUGUAUGGGACAGAGGCCAUAAGGGAAGCACUGGUGGACCAAGCUGAGGCUUUCUCUGGCCGGACAACGCAUGCUGUGGUUAAGCCUAUUUUCAAGGACUAUGGUGUGAUCUUUGCCAAUGGGGAACGCUGGAAGGUCCUUCGGCGAUUCUCUCUAGUUACCAUGAGAGACUUUGGGAUGGGAAAACGAAGUGUGGAGAAGAGGAUUCAGGAGGAGGCCAAGUGUCUGCUAGAGGAGCUCCAGAAUGCCCAGGGAGCCUCCCUGGACCCAACUUUUCUUUUCCAGUGCAUCACAGCCAAUAUCAUAUGCUCCAUUGUCUUUGGAGAGCGUUUUGACUACAAGGACCAACAGUUCCUGCACAUGCUGGACCUGUUCUAUCGCACCUUCUCACUCAGUAGUUCAUUAUCCAGUCAGGUGUUUGAGCUCUUCUCUGGCUUCCUAAAGUACUUUCCUGGUACCCAUGUACAAGUUUGUAAGAACCUGCAGGAAAUCCUUGACUACAUUGGGCACAGUGUGGAGAAGCACAGGUUGAACUUGGACCCCAGCAAUCCAAGAGACUUCAUCGAUACGUACCUUCUACGCAUGGAGAAGGAGAAGUCCAACCCAAACACCGAGUUCCAUCACCAGAACCUCAUGAUCUCCGUGCUGUCUCUCUUCUUUGCUGGCACCGAGACCACCAGCACCACGCUCCGCUAUGGCUUCCUGCUCAUGCUCAAAUACCCCCAUGUUGCAGAGAAAGUCCAAAAGGAGAUCGAUCAAGUGAUUGGCUCACACCGCCUACCAUCCCUUGAUGACCGUCCUAAAAUGCCAUACACUGAGGCCGUCAUCCACGAGAUUCAGAGAUUUUCAGAUAUUAUCCCAAUUGGUGUGCCACACAAAGUCACCAAAGACACUGUGUUCCGAGGGUACCUGAUCCCCAAGAACACUGAAGUGUAUCCCAUCCUGAGUUCAGCUCUUCAUGACCCCCAGUUCUUUGAACAACCAGACACCUUCAAUCCUGACCACUUCCUGGAUGCCAAUGGGGCCCUGAAGAAAAAUGAAGGUUUUAUGCCCUUCUCUAUAGGAAAGCGCAUUUGUCUUGGAGAAGGUAUUGCCCGCAAUGAAUUGUUCCUUUUCUUCACCACCAUCCUACAGAACUUCUCUGUGUCCAGUCCCCUGGCUCCUAAGGACAUUGACCUCAGUCCCAAGGAGAGUGGCUUUGGCAGAGUGCCCCCAGAUUACCAGAUCCGCUUCUUGGUCCGAUAACUAGGCUGAGGUGGUGUUCGCAUCAGGGCAACUUCCUCUACCAUGUACUCCCAGCAUAUUCUGUUUUGACAUAGACCCCAAAGCAAGAGAAUGAAAUAUAAAAUAAAAUA
This is a messenger RNA of Phodopus roborovskii (desert hamster), 1586 nucleotides long. RefSeq names its product cytochrome P450 2B1. Gene Ontology annotation, cellular component: intracellular membrane-bounded organelle; cytoplasm. Gene Ontology annotation, molecular function: oxidoreductase activity, acting on paired donors, with incorporation or reduction of molecular oxygen, reduced flavin or flavoprotein as one donor, and incorporation of one atom of oxygen; iron ion binding; heme binding. Gene Ontology annotation, biological process: xenobiotic metabolic process. The record is from RefSeq and is a predicted model, not a curated record. Lineage: Eukaryota; Metazoa; Chordata; Mammalia; Rodentia; Cricetidae. The transcript is spliced from 9 exons. Bases 1 to 1476 code for a protein of 491 amino acids.